This is a messenger RNA of Peromyscus eremicus (cactus mouse), 1768 nucleotides long. RefSeq names its product family with sequence similarity 43 member B (gene Fam43b). The record is from RefSeq and is a predicted model, not a curated record. Lineage: Eukaryota; Metazoa; Chordata; Mammalia; Rodentia; Cricetidae. Bases 405 to 1397 code for a protein of 330 amino acids. The transcript has a single exon.
CACCGCAGCCGUGCUCUAGGUCUACCUCAUCCACUACCAGCCCCUGCUCCAGAGACGUCCCUGCCGCCGCCCGAUGGGCGGUAGGGACCGUGGCAACCCCCCACCCCCAUAUUCGGACCUGGGGGACAUCCUUUGCUCCAGACCCCUGUCCCUUCUUGCUUCCCAGACGGCUGGAGUCAUUCCUUGGGGAAGCUGUUUCGGGCCGAUCAGCCGCCGCACGGGCAUCUCGGCUGGGCACCGGGCAUCUAUGAAGCCAGCCCUGCCGGACACUGGACAUCACGCAACGACUGUCUCCGGCCUCCACCCAGCUUGUCGCGAGUCCUGGGCGGUGGGCUUCUAAGCUCCUUUGGCCUCCCCAGGACGCGGGUGAGCUCCCCACGCUCCUAGCCCUUGGGGCCGCCGCGAUGCUGCCCUGGAGACGGAACAAAUUUGUGCUGGUGGAGGACGAGGCCAAGCGCAAGGCGAAGAGCCUGAGCCCCGGGCUCACCUACACGUCGCUGCUCUCCAGCUUCCUGCGCUCCUGCCCGGAUCUGCUACCGGACUGGCCCCUGGAGCGUCUGGGCCGCGUAUUCCGCAGCCGGCGCCAGAAAGUGGAGCUUAACAAGGAGGACCCCACCUACACCGUGUGGUACCUGGGCAACGCCGUCACCCUGCACGCCAAGGGCGACGGCUGCACCGACGACGCCGUGGGCAGGAUCUGGGCGCGCUGCGGGCCGGGAGGGGGCACGAAGAUGAAACUGACGCUGGGCCCGCACGGCAUCCGCAUGCAGCCGAGCGAGCGCAGUACCGGGGGUUCCGGGGGUCGCAGGCCGACGCACGCCUACCUGCUGCCGCGCAUCACCUACUGCGCGGCGGACGGGCGCCACCCGCGCGUCUUCGCCUGGGUCUACCGCCACCAGGCGCGCCACAAGGCCGUGGUGCUGCGCUGCCACGCCGUGCUGCUGGCGCGGGCUCACAAGGCGCGCUCCCUGGCUCGGCUGCUCCGCCAGACCGCGCUGGCGGCCUUCAGCGACUUCAAGCGGCUGCAGCGGCAGAGCGACGCGCGCCACGUGCGCCAGCAGCACCUCCGCGCGGGGGGCGCUGCCGCCUCGGUACCCCGCGCCCCACUGCGCCGCCUGCUCAACGCCAAGUGCGCCUACCGGCCUCCACCCAGCGAGCGCAGCCGCGGGGCUCCGCGGCUCAGCAGCAUCCAGGAGGAGGACGAGGAGGAGGAUGCGGAGGAGGAGGACUCCCGGGACAGCGAGGGAGGAGCCCUGCAGCGCGAGCGGCCCGAGGUGCUCAGCCUGGCCCGGGAGCUGAGGACGUGCAGCCUGCGGGGCGCCCCGGCGCCUCCGCCGCCCGCGCAGCCCCGCCGCUGGAAGGCAGGCUCCAGGGAGCGGGCGGCCCAGGCUCGCUGAGAGCGCAGGGCUAGGACUCGGGCCCUAGACCCGGCCCAGCAGACUGACCAGGACUCUAACCCGGCCCUGCCCGCUUCCGCCCCCCUGGUCCCUGGCCUGCCGCCCUUGCGGUCUCUGUAGUGGUCGCCUUGCUCCUCAUCCUAGCUCAGGGUGAAGCCGGAUAUGCCCUUGAUUAUUAGGGGUGGAGAGGAGUCCACAUCUCCCCACACUGGGAGUUUCCCUGGUCCUCCACUGUGGAAUUGCCCCCACGCUUUAUGCCAGGUCUCCCCACAGACCAACUUGCUCUCUUCCAAAACAGCCUCUCAGGAGAAGGGGAAAUGUUUGCGGGAACCCUGGAGGGUGGGUUUUGAACCCAGGACCCCGUCUAGGGU